This is a messenger RNA of Pygocentrus nattereri (red-bellied piranha), 980 nucleotides long. RefSeq names its product 5-hydroxytryptamine receptor 3A-like. NCBI's taxonomy places the organism in Eukaryota, Metazoa, Chordata, Actinopteri, Characiformes, Serrasalmidae. Gene Ontology annotation, cellular component: synapse; neuron projection; membrane. Gene Ontology annotation, molecular function: extracellular ligand-gated monoatomic ion channel activity; neurotransmitter receptor activity; transmembrane signaling receptor activity. The record is from RefSeq and is a predicted model, not a curated record. The transcript is spliced from 7 exons. Bases 1 to 855 code for a protein of 284 amino acids. Gene Ontology annotation, biological process: regulation of membrane potential; nervous system process; signal transduction.
AUGCAAGGCUGCUGCUCACAAGAGGAUGUUCUGGACUACCUUAAUCUGACCAGAAUCAAUGAGAAAUUUACAACCUGUCGUCCUGUGCUUGACUGGACACACCCAACAGUAGUGUACUUGGACGUCUACCUCUCUGCCAUCAUAUCUGGGAUUGAAAAGUCACAAAUCUUUGUUUCAUUUCUGUGGAUGUCAGUGACCUGGAGCAAUGAGCUAAUCUCUUGGAAUCCUGAGGAUUUCUGUGGGAUCACUGAAGUCUCUCUGCCGAGGGAGAUGCUUUGGAAUCCUGAUCUUUCUAUCUAUGAGUUAACAGAAAAGGAGAACGGUCCACCGAGUCCUUAUUUGUACAUUACUCAUGAUGGUGAAGUGAACAUGGAGGAGAACCUGAGACUCCACACUAUUUGCACGAUGGAUGUCCACAAGUUUCCCUUUGAUAUCCAAAGCUGCCAUAUCACCAUUCUCUCCAUCAUUCAUUCAAAUAGUGAAAUGAAGCUUAUUGCUGCCUCCAAUUCCUCAGAGGUGAUGCAGAAUUCCAGACAGUUUCUACUCAGUCAGGAUAAGAAGAGAAAGCAAGGCAGCAAUGGCUGUACCUCCUCUGGAGUGAACUCAUUCAGUGACUCUGUGAUGGAGCUGGGAGCAGCAGGAACGACGGCUGAUCUGCAUCUGCUGCAGCUGAUCCUGGAGCAGUUGCAGGCGCUCAGGCAGAAUGUACUUAAGGAUGCCCUUGCUCUGAAAACUCAGGGCAGGGAAGGCUACUGGAGCCAAGUGGCCAAACGCAUUAACGCAGCUUUCUUUGUUUUCUAUUUCUGCUCCAUCUUUCUGUUUCUCCUCCUCAUCAGUUUGGAAUGGCUAGGAUAGUCACUCAAAUGUAUCAUUCAAAGUUACAGCAUAGCUGUAUUAGUCCACAAUAACCUUUCAGGGACCAUAUGCAUUCUUUUACUCACCAGUAUUUGCUGCUAUCUCUUUACUGUGUAUUCUUAUUC